Molecule: messenger RNA, 5505 nt
Organism: Hemibagrus wyckioides
Lineage: Eukaryota; Metazoa; Chordata; Actinopteri; Siluriformes; Bagridae
Gene: inpp5l
Product: inositol polyphosphate-5-phosphatase L
Exons: 16
Coding region: 639-1721 (360 amino acids)
Biological process (GO): phosphatidylinositol dephosphorylation
Molecular function (GO): inositol-polyphosphate 5-phosphatase activity
Source: RefSeq, a predicted model, not a curated record
UAAGAUAGAUAGAUAGAUAGAUACUUUAUUGAUCCCGAAGGAAAUUCCAGAUAUCCAGCAGCAACAGAGACAGUAUUCCAGAUGUCCAGCAGAAGUACAGACAGUAUUCCAGAUAUCCAGCAGAAGUAGAGACAGUAUUCCAGAUAUCCAGCAGCAACAGAGACAGUAUUCCAGAUAUCCAGCAGCAACAGAGACAGUAUUCCAGAUGUCCAGCAGCAACAGAGACAGUAUUCCAGAUGUCCAGCAGAAGUAGAGACAGUAUUCCAGAUAUCCAGCAGCAACAGAGACAGUAUUCCAGAUAUCCAGCAGCAACAGAGACAGUAUUCCAGAUGUCCAGCAGAAGUAGAGACAGUAUUCCAGAUAUCCAGCAGCAACAGAGACAGUAUUCCAGAUAUCCAGCAGCAACAGAGACAGUAUUCCGGAUAUCCAGCAGCAACAGAGACAGUAUUCCGGAUAUCCAGCACCAACAGAGACAGUAUUCCGGAUAUCCAGCAGCAAUAGAGACAGUAUUCCAGAUAUCAAGCAGCAGUAGAGACAGUAUUCCGGACAUCCAGCAGCAAUAGAGACAAUAUUCCGGAUAUCCAGCAGCAGUAGAGACACUUGGUGAAAUCCAGAACGACUGGCUGCGGGAGUUCUACAUGACUGUGGACACUUGCAAGCCCCGCUUCGUCGCCCUGCACUUCCAGGAAGUCGGAGGGAAGGACUACAAAGCCAACAUGGCCCAUGCUGAAAAUUUCUUCUGGACCAUUGAGUCCAGCUCGGAGAUGUCAGACUUUGACCGAGCAUGUGUCUACAUAGACAGCGACUUCAAGACAGAAGACAAUUUCACGGCCCUCGGAAGUAUCUACUUCAUCCACAAAUCUCUGGAAAACAUCCAGCAAUACGAUUUCAGUGCAAAGGAGUUCAGAUCGGUGUCAGGACGCAACAGGUACGCCGGCUCGCUGUACGGAGUCACAACGGUGGAGAAGGAGAAAUUCCAGAGGGACUUUUGGCCAGAUAGAAAGUGGUCAAGAAAAGGAUACAUGAGGACACGGUGGAUGAUUCACAACCAGGGUGUGGACUUGGUGAACGUGCACCUUUUUCAUGACGCUUCAAACCUCGUAGCCUGCAAAUCCAGUCCCUCGGUGUACUCCACAUACCGACAGAAAGCUCUCCGCUACGUCAUCAGCAGGAUAUCCGACGACUUCAGCCCACUGCCGUUCUUCCUGUUUGGAGAUUUUAACUUCCGCAUUGAUACACUAAGUCUGAUACAGGACCUCUCCACGUCAGCAGAAGUGCAGAUGGUGAUGAAGGACAGCACUAACGAAGUGGAGAAAAUCAUCUACGAGGAGAAAGGCAACGACCACAAGCAGGUGCUAUUUCAAAUAGAGACUAAGCGGUUUUUAUACCUGCACCACAAACUCUUCCGAGAGGACACAGGACGAGAGCUCCUGGAGUACGACAGGGAGACGGCGGCCUUCCGAGACAUCGUCACAGAAGAGGAGAUUCUGUUUCCUCCCAGUUACCCCUACAGUGAAGAAUACACUAAACCCACGCAGUACAUGAACACGCGGUGUCCAUCCUGGUGUGAUCGCAUCCUCAUGUCUCACAGCGCACAGAACAUCAUCUACAGGAGCAACAAUGGAGACAGCAAUGUUGUGUACAACAUCCUGGGUCAGAAGGUCUGCAUGGGGGACCACAAGCCUGUCUUCUUGUUCUUUGCACUGAAAUCCAAUGUUUAGUGAGGUAGAACGUGGAGCCGUUAAAGGGUUUGCUGGCGUGCGUUCGAGAAAAAGAAGAAGAAGAAGAAGAUGAUUUAAGGAUGGCUGUUCUUCUGCUACAAUUACUGCUACAACCUUCGUAGACCUCAAAUAGCACACAAAAGGAGGCGUAAUUCUUAAAGAGAAAUGAAUCCAACAAACCCUAGUGGAAAGUCUAGUUUUACAGUUCUCAAGAGAUCUGAUUUCCUCUCAGUUUUCGAAAACCCUACAGUCUGGGAAUGCAUGCUAAUCCAUUUUUGUUUUUUUUAAACUUUAUAUUACUACCAUGCUCGAUACAAGCUAACUCCAGCCAUAUAUCAUACACUGCUGAACUGCACAAGCUGCUCAGUCAACAGUUCUCACAUUCCACUCACAUUCUGAUCUUAAAUAUACGUUUGUUAAGGAUCUAAACCUUUGUGUAGUAUGUGUUAGGUGUCGCUGACGCUUUCGCCGCGGCCCCCUCAAGCUUCUCCGUCUCUCGGCGGUGCUGUAAGUCAGAGAUCCUCGGAUCGAUAGAAUACGAACGCGGUGAUCGCCGAGGGACGGAUUUCAAAACCAUCAGCGCUGUGUGAAAUAUGGAAAUCCGUCCCGGAGCGGCGAAGCUCACAGACUUUUAAUUACCGCUUCAGGUUUUUUUUUUUUUUUUUUUUUUAGCUACAACCGCUAUCACGGAACGACACCAGAUAAAGCUUAAGGUACAUUCCGUACCGUUUGAGGUAAUGUAAGGUUAAUUUUUGGUUGGGGUUGAGGGAUGUAGACGGUCAGUAAAACAAAAUACACAACUUUUCGUACUGUGAGGAGACCUUCGUGGUCUCAAGGGCUUUUCACACUUGUAAUUUAGAAGCUUGGUUAGCACCGAACAAAGCGUUGUUGAAUUUUAAAGGCUAGCUUAGGAACAGACACUCAUUUAGAAAUUGUACAACGCGUACCUCGUAUCACGUGAGAAGAAAAAAAAAACGGCUAGGUAGCCAAACACUGAGGGGGUUAAUUCCUGAAAGUUAGCAGUCAACUAAAAAAAAGAUUGAAUAAACUGUGAAUAGCAGAGCUUGUCAGAUUUUGGCCUCAGCGAGGUGAAAGCGCGAGACUAGCCGUUAUUUACAGUGGACACUUUUGCUUGUUAAUAUGCAAAUUAUUUAUUUCCAGUGUGAAGAUUUUGAACCGCCAGGAUUAACUGAUAACCCGGGAUAAAAUGUGACUAAUGUGAAACCUGAAGGAAAAUGCCAUUUACCAACGUAUUCCAAGUGUGAAAAGCCCGCUAGUUAUCUUUUAUUUUCCCGCUAACAAGCCAGGUCCAUUACCAAUUCUGGUACUGCUUCAUCGUCAUGCUGCUAGAAAUGGCUCCCAGCAUGCUUAAUACUGAUUUUCCUUCCUAAACUCAACUUUCUGUUCUGAAUAAUCAGGUUGCAAGGCAAGCUUCGUGUCCAGCGCUGUCCUACUAUUCCCUGUAUGAAACACAACCAUGCAACAUACUUUUAGUUGCAUUAGAUUGAUCUGUGAAUGGUUUUGCAUUUAUUCCUUUAUAUUUGACUUUGUGUUUGAUUAGUUUCUGUAUCCUGUUUAUAUCACAGUGGGUGGUUGUUGUUUUUAACUGUUUUUAUGAAUUUUAAUUAAGACACUGUUUGGAGUUUAGUGGCCUAAUCACACAGCGAGGCGCGUCGCAGAUCGUUAAGCUCAUAGUGUCGUACAGUGGACGUUUUUUUUUUUUUUAGAUUCCGAGACCACUAAUUAUCAAUAUUCAUUAGCUGCCAUUUUUUUUUUUUUUUUUAAAAAGGCCGUUAUUUCAAUCCGACUAGGAUUCGAUCUAGCUGUGUAAUCUAAAUACCCCCCCCACACCCACACCCACACACACACACACACACACACACGAACCUGUGAUUUUUUUUCUUUCUUUCCGGAAUCAGCUCGAUAAUUUACGUGCGAGGGUUAAAUUGCACGGCCCAUUUGUCAAUAAUGGACUUGUUGGAGUUGAUCCAUGAUGGUGCUUGACAUAAUGCAUUGCUCUCGAGAGCUUUGCUCCAAGCUAAAGGUUCAAUACGAGGCUGUGAUGUUGCUCAAUGAGAAGCACUGAUGUUCCUUUUGGCAUUUGUGAUUUUAUAAAUGAGAUCGAAACACUACUCUUUACUGUAAUUUAUAUCUUUUGUACGUUGUAAGGGGCACUGAUCGUAGCUGGGAGUCUCUUCGGGCUCGUGUAGCCGCUGAUGUUUGCACUUAUUGGGGAUGUGAUUUUAUUUUUAAAAGGAGAUUGAUUUAGGACCACUAAGAAUAUUAUUGCGUUUUGUUUUUAGAAUGUUUGUUCGACUUGUUUCGUUAUUUGAUCAUAACCAGGUUUGAUUAUCUAUCUAUCUAUCUAUCUAUCUAUCUAUCUAUCUAUCUAUCUAUCUAUCUAUCUAUCUAUCUAUCUAUCUAUCUAUCUAUCUAUCCACUCGCUGAGCACUUUAUUAGGAACACUAUACUAAUCCUGGGUAGAGUCACCCAUUGGUCCUCCAAACAGCUUGUGCGGUCUUGCUAGAUGCUUUUCUGCUCAACACAAUUGUACAGAGUGAUUAUCUGAGUGACUGUAUCCUUUCUGCCAGCUCGAACCAGUCUCUCUAAACAGCAAGGCAUUUCCAUGAUGGUUUUCUACUUUAUUGCACCAUUCUGAGUAAAGACUAGACUGCUGUGUGUGAAAAUCCCAAGAAAUCUUACAGAAAUACUCCUCCAACGCCGUCUGCCACCAACAGUCAUGACACUGAGAUCCCCCGAUUGUGAUUGGUGAUGUAAACAUUACCCGAAGCUCCUCGCCCGUAUCUGCAUGAUUUUAAGCAUUGCAUUGCUGCCACGUGAUUCUCUGAUUAGAUAAUUGCGUAAAUACAUACACAUGUACAGGUGUUCCUAAUAAAGUGCUCCGUGAGUGUAUGGCGAUAUCAUAAAUGUCAUAUUGGUAUGCCUUACUUUUGAUACACCCCUUUGAAAGAUGAAGAGGUUGAAGCCUCUUUCUUAGCGACGCAAGUGAAAUCGAGUCCAACUGUUAUGAUACCUGCACUUCCGCCUUUAUCAUAUCUUUAAAAUCUCAUAGUGUUCCUCUUCUACUACGAAUUUUUAUAACCGCCACAAUUCACAUGAACUUUCCCCACCGCAUAAGAUGCCCAAAGCUAUACAGACGCUCAUGUGGCUUUGCUCCCAAAAACAAAUGAGCACUUAACCUCCUCGAGGUGAAAUGGGGCCAAGUGAUUUAUUUUAUUUUAUUUAUUUAUUUAUUUUUCUCUCCCUCUCAUUUUAUUUUGUUUUAUUUUGUCCAGACAGACGGAUGAGGCAUGUAAAAGAGGAAAACCGGUUAGAUCCUGACUCCUCGUAGUCAUUAACACGUUCGAGGAGAUUAAUAGUGUUGUGAUUUCGGCAGCUUUCGGGUUUCUGCUGAUUGCCAAGGGGGAACGCUGUCAAUAGAAGGAGCGGUGAUCUCACCUUAACAAUUCCUAAAAUCAGCAAUCAAUUUUACUUAACGCAUUAUCACAUGUAUGAGUUCAUGACUCGCACACAGCUUGUGCCAAAUGUGUCAUAUAAAUGUAUAACUUUUUUUUUUUUUCCUUUUGGAAUUUCCUGUUUGUUAUAUUUAUCAAAAAAAAAAAUAUCAGGAAGCAGUUAUCAGACUGCGUUUGUACCUCUCAAGCAGCCGAAUGUCACGUUGCUGUUGGCAUUAAAACCUAACGUGAAUGUUUCAUUUUCAAAUGCUAUGUAAACCUAAACCUUAUACAUUUGAAUCCUCUAUAAAGUCUAUCUAUAAAUCAUG